AUGCGUUUCGUGCUUCUAUGGUCGCUGCUUGCGGUGGAUGCUGCGGUCGCCAACGUAUGUAAACCUCGACAGUCAAGUGGUUCAAGCACAUCUACGACCGCUGAGAUUGAGACUACGACGACGGCUACUGUCGAGUUAUCCACCAGCAUCGCGACGUCGACAGUGGAAGAUGUAACGACUACCGAGGUCGCAACGACUGUCGAGAUCAGCACCAAGACAGUUGCUUCAACACUCACAGUCGCCGAAACCACGACCAGCGAUGUCGCUGGACCUCUCGAGACGUUCGUUCUCACCGCCGAAGUCGAAAACACCGUCAGCGAUGAGCUCUCAGGUGCCGACCGCGAUGGCUCUGCAGUAGUAUUGCCAACACCACGCUUCAUCGCCAGCGGUCCAUUGAUCCUCUCCAUCGACUCCACAACGCGUUACCUUCAAACAAGCGGCGGAUUUUACUUCUGCGUUGCAUACGGAGAUGGUACUACACCUAAUGGUGUUAAGCUUUGCAGUGCCGAGUCACUUGAAAACCCUGCAUUUGGUGCUUUAACGUGUGAGCAGACGGAGGAUCGGAAGAUUGCAUGUGAAGCUCAAGCUGGGCAGUGCAUUAGCGAUGGUGAGAAUAACAUAUGUUCUGAGCUCCCGGGGACGUAUGGUCAGUUCUAUUACUAUAGGGGAGCCUUUAAUGGGGUUUAUCUGGGUAUCGGGCCUGCUGUCAAUACCGAUGAGAGCCAGCAUCCUGUUGAACUGAAGGCCAGACGAAGCAGCACAUGA
This is a messenger RNA of Fusarium fujikuroi IMI 58289, 765 nucleotides long. RefSeq lists its product as uncharacterized. The coding region runs from base 1 to 765 and encodes 254 amino acids. The transcript is spliced from 2 exons. The record is from RefSeq and is a predicted model, not a curated record. Lineage: Eukaryota; Fungi; Ascomycota; Sordariomycetes; Hypocreales; Nectriaceae.